Messenger RNA from Cladocopium goreaui, 405 nucleotides. The record is from the annotation of a GenBank genome assembly. Lineage: Eukaryota; Dinophyceae; Suessiales; Symbiodiniaceae.
AUGGAGGCCAGUGGCGACAUGGAUGGCAUCUCUGAAGAUGAGGAUUGGCUGGAGGCCGAAUUGGAGCGACAAUUGGCCGCAGAUGAUGCAUACGAUUCGCAGGAUGACGAGGACGAGCCGCGGGAAACUGAAGCUGCGGUCGCAGGUGGGGAGUCACACAUGGAACAAUUUCGGGAGCUCAUGGCGCAGAUGGAGCAGUGGGGUGAGGCUGCUGCACGGAGAGUCGAAGAGAGUUUGUUGGAGACAGCUGCAGCAGCGUCGAAUGCAGAACGUGAGUUGCAGGAGAGACCACCACCACCUGAGCUACUGCACGUCGAACCACCUGCACCCGAUACAAUGCUCUCAGCCUUGGAAUUGAACUUUGAGGAGCUGUCAACGGGGCCCGGGUCAGUUUCUAAGUCCUAA